AUGGUGCGAAUUGCUCAUGACGUAGUUGGCGGUGCUUUUGGCUACAAGAUGAAGGAAAACGAGCACCCCAGCGGGUUAGUCAACAUCUGGGAUUUCAUUGGUGAAGAGAUCGACAGUGGAGACAGCUCUGAUGGUCCCCCUUUGGUACCGCAGGGGUUGGAGGAGAUUAGCGCAGAAGAUUUCGAAGAACCCUGUGCGGCGCUGGGCACUUCAGGUGGCACUGCUGCGUUUUAUUGUCUUCGAUAUCGCGAACAGCGAGCCCCACAGGGAGUUCCAGUGGAUUUUUUCAUCGGGAAGGACCUUGCUCAUGCGAGUGACGAGCUGGAGUUUUACGCAAAGCUCCAGUUUGCCACGAAGAACAGCCAGCCAUGGACUUGCUUCGCCAAGAUGGCCAUGUCCUGUCCAGGGGUGUCGCGACUGGAAUGUAUCAAUCCCAAAAAUCAGGAGAGGAGCCACCGCCUGAUUCUCUUGUUGGAAAACUUGCGACAAGGAUUUAAUCAGAUGAGAUUGCUGGACAUCAAACUGGGCGCUGAGACUUCUGUGGCGUGUUGGAAGGGCAAGAGUCGGCUGAACGCCUGGAAAAAUCAGUUGGUGGAUCAGCGCACCAAUUCGGUGCAAGAGGGCUUCAGGUUGGAAGGCAUCGAGGGUCCUCCCAAGAGCCUGGAAGAUCGGAUCCACGCGGUGAUGGAGGCCAAAGGUUUGGCUGCGGCCAAAUACAUCUCCCCUAAGGUAAUCAAGCGCUUCACACUGCAACGCUUGCGCUCUGCCGAGUUGUUGGAGUUUUGGUUGGACAUGUCGCACCUGGGUGUUGGCUCGGAGCAACACGCCCAACAUGCCGCGGUGGCUACCUUCCAACGGUUGCGAAACCUCCUGAUGGCUGUGAUGAACUUGGAGGUGCCCCAGCAGUGGAUCGGCUCCUCAGUGGCCUUGGCUGCAGAGGUUGGAUCCUUCAGCACCGAACCCAAGGUCUUGGUGAAGGUCUUCGACUGGGGUCGGGCGGAGCUGAACACCGAGGAAGACUUCCAACGUCUGCAAGCUGCGGAAAGGGAGAGUCGCUCCUACUACUGGAGGCAAUACUUGCGGGCCCUGGGACGGCUCUACUCGGAGCUGGGUCGAGUGGUGCUGCAUCGAUGCUGCAGCAGUAGCUGGAGCGUCUUAGUCUUCGAACUGCGGGCCAUGUCUCCUGCAGUGGUCCGGGCUGCACUGCUGGGCGAGCUAGGAGCCACAUCUUCGGUGACCAUGAGCAUGGGUCUCUUUCAGAUGGACCCCAAGGGUGGUGCUGGUGAGGUGUCUCUACCGCUUCUGAACCAGGAUGGACUUUCUGGAUCACUGCGCAUGCACGUGCAAGCGCCAUCCCAAGGGGUAGGCACCUGUCGCGUUCAGAUUUAUGAGACUCAGACCAAUAGCCAGGUGGAAGCGCUAACAGGCUUGAUUGUCACUGUGAGGGCGGUGGCAUUCGAACGUGCUGGCGAUGCCCGGGUAUACCUUGAAGCCUUCCAGUCGGGUUGUCCGGCACCAUCUCCUCGUGGCCACGUGUGUUGUCAGAGUACCCCACCCGCCACCGCCAGCGGUCGCGGCCUCCACUGGAACUCUGCCGUGGAGUUCCGUGCCGGUGCCACGGAGGCGGCACAGGCUGCCCUGGAAGAGGUGCCCAUCCAGGGCUUCGGCAAUGCCGAGCUGUUGCCGCCCAGCAUCGCCUCGACAGAGGAGGUGGAGGAAAAGGCCCAGCUCUUUCUGACGCACUUGCUGCGACAGAUACCUGGACCACCUGGCUCACCAAAUAGCCGAGGCUCUGUCUGA
This is a messenger RNA of Cladocopium goreaui, 1800 nucleotides long. NCBI's taxonomy places the organism in Eukaryota, Dinophyceae, Suessiales, Symbiodiniaceae. The record is from the annotation of a GenBank genome assembly.